This is a messenger RNA of Penicillium taxi, 795 nucleotides long. RefSeq names its product putative 2-deoxy-D-gluconate 3-dehydrogenase. The coding region runs from base 1 to 795 and encodes 264 amino acids. The record is from RefSeq and is a predicted model, not a curated record. Gene Ontology annotation, molecular function: oxidoreductase activity, acting on the CH-OH group of donors, NAD or NADP as acceptor. Lineage: Eukaryota; Fungi; Ascomycota; Eurotiomycetes; Eurotiales; Aspergillaceae. The transcript has 3 exons.
AUGUCAACAUCCGUAGAGUCUUUGUUCUCCCUGAGCGGGAAAACAGCCCUCGUCACUGGCGGAACUCGAGGCAUUGGCCAAGCUAUGGCCCUUGCUUUAGCUGAAGCUGGUGCCGAUAUCAUUCUCGUUCAGAGAGACUCCGUCAAUACCGAGACCAAGGACAAGAUCGUCCAACUAGGUCGCAAAGUCUGGAUUCACGUCGCAGAGCUAUCAGAUCGCAAGGCAGUCAAGGCUAUUGUUCCUACAUUGACAAGCCAAGGUCUUAAGCCUAACAUUCUUCUGAAUUGCGCCGGUAUUCAACGACGACAUCCGUCUGAGGAGUUUCCCGAUGAAGACUGGGAUGAGGUUCUGGAGGUUAAUCUCUCCUCCGUUUUUGUUCUUUGCCGGGAAUUCGCCUCUGUCCUUCUUGCCCGGGAUGCCUCUGAAUUCCCAUCCGGCCACCGCGGCUCCAUCAUCAACAUUGCCUCCCUCCUCACCUUCCAGGGAGGACUUACUGUACCAGCAUAUGCAGCCUCCAAGGGUGGAGUUGGCCAGCUGACCAAAGCACUUUCCAACGAAUGGACGAGCAAAGGUAUCAACGUCAAUGCCAUUGCACCUGGUUAUAUUGCUACGGAUAUGAACACUGCUCUUAUUAACGAUGCCACCCGUAACCCUCAGAUUAUGGCUCGCAUUCCGGCCGGUCGAUGGGGCAAGCCAGAAGAUUUCAAGGGACCAGUCGUCUUCUUGGCUAGUGCUGCCAGCGGGUAUAUCUCUGGCGAGAUACUUACCGUGGAUGGUGGCUGGAUGGGUCGGUGA